CAUUCUCCUCAUCCAGAAUUCAAGAUUCCGUUCUCCGUCAUAUUCCAACUCCGAGAUAUCUUCACAAAACCAUGAUUUCAAAAGCGUGUGAACCAUGCCGCAGGCGGAAGAUCAAGUGCGACGGCGCAACUGUCUGCAGCGGAUGUCGGUGUAAGCCCGCCAUGUGUACUUAUCGGGUCAAAGCACGCAACAGAGCUCGCAAAACGAACAAAGAUGUACCGACAGAGAUAUCCAGUUCCGAAACUACCGAGGAUUCACAUAGUGAUAGUGUAUACCCGGCUGCAAUCACAGCUUCUAACCAUGGGACCGACGCUAGGAGCAAUGAACAGCUUGUCUACGGCCCGACGUCGACUUUUGCAUUUCUGCAGACUUUACACGAUGAGCUGAUACAUAGGCGGAAUCCUGCUUCCAGAGAUAAAGCUCAAAGUUUAGAUGCUUUUACUAAACGAGAUAUCUUCUUUGGUCUGCCAUCAAGAGUCGACCCACUCUCACUUCCGUCGCAACAGCGAAUGGAAGACAUUCUUCCGAAGCCUAUCGCCAUAGAGUUUCUACAAGCUUUCUACAAAUACUCUUCCCAUGCUUUACCGUUUAUAACCACUGAUGAAACUCGGGUGUCGUUGGAUAGCCUCUACAACGCUGGAGCAAACGAUGCAUCAACGUCACAAGACAAAGCUCUACUGCUGAUGAUAUUCGCCAUCGGCGCACUCAGUACCUCUGAAACCGAUACCGCAGAGACCCUCUUGAUACACGCUAAGCGUGAGGUUGCCCUCUUUGAUGAUGUCGCAACAUUGCCAAUGGUUCAGUUCUUUCUCUUGAUGUCGGAUUAUCACCUCAACAUGGGCCGCCCCAAUGCUGCAUACUUGCAAGUCUGUUCGGCUUGCACCAGAGCCAUAGCAAUGGGUCUUCAUAGCAGAACUAAGGAUGAUGUAAUUGGGGAGGACUUGCAGCUGCGCUUGACUACCUUCUGGGCAUUGUAUUUCCAGCAAACGUGGAUCUGCUUUAUCGUUGGAAGAAAAGGCAUCUUCAAAAGAUCCGAUAUCUCCUGCCAGUACCCAGAUGAUCAGCCCAUGCUGGUCGAUCUUUGCAAUUUGGCAGCUAUCCAGGAAGAGGCAACCUCGUGUCCAAGCGGGCAAAAAUACUGCACACUAUCACAGAUGUACGAUCAAACCCAAAGCCUUCACAUGAGAAGUUGGGACGUCUGUGGAGGUCUGUGGUUUGGACCUAGUCACCUUCGAUGCCAAAGCCCAGGGGCAAAUAAGAUGGCACAGCUUUUAGUAUGCAACGUCUAUUACCACUUCAUCCAUACCAUCUAUCGACCAUUUCUCAUUGCUGAAUCAGCUCUUACAGCUGCCGGUCAGGUGGAACGAGCCAAUGCGAUUUGGCUUCGACAAGCGUGUAGAAAUGCCACAGACGCCGCAGAAGACUCCAUUGUACUCACCCGCGAAAUCUUCAAAACUUUAGAUAGCAAAGGAAUGAGACGAUACAAUGCCUUCUUUCUUGAAACAAGUUGCGCCAUCCUUCUAUACGCAUCAAUGGGCCAUCCAUCAAAACAUCCACAUCAUCGGGACAUCGUCGGACUCGCUAUAGAGUGCCUUGAGUUAAUGGUGGAUGAUGACCCUGUCAGAAAUGCAAUACUGCACAUACAGAAGAUUAUAGAUGCUGUCGAAGGUUAUAUAUAUGGUCCGUUUGGUCGUGGAAUGGAUGAUCCAUCCUCGCAUGUAGCUAUUGACCAGCGUCAGACCUCCGAUCAAGCCCAGGCUAGGCCCGGAUUAUUGCCCUUGGGCAACACCAUGGGCUUUUCCACCAGUUCCAUAUCUGGUAGCGCGGAUUACAUGCUUGCAAGUUUCUUGGAUCUUCUCCCCUUGGAUCCUUCAUUUGUGUUGACGGCCGACGAUGGGGCUGAUCUGGCGGAAUAGAUCUGGUAUCGAGAUAUUAACAAGACUUUCUAGACUAGCAUUGAAUCUAAAUUGCGCACUGCGUCUGAAUCACCUGGUGACCAAGUCUAAUUCUCGAUGCCUUGCUCAAGCCCUUUUCCCAAUCAUAUUGCGA
Molecule: messenger RNA, 2049 nt
Organism: Fusarium redolens
Lineage: Eukaryota; Fungi; Ascomycota; Sordariomycetes; Hypocreales; Nectriaceae
Product: fungal-specific transcription factor domain-containing protein
Exons: 4
Coding region: 72-1916 (614 amino acids)
Biological process (GO): DNA-templated transcription; regulation of DNA-templated transcription
Molecular function (GO): zinc ion binding; DNA-binding transcription factor activity, RNA polymerase II-specific; DNA binding
Source: RefSeq, a predicted model, not a curated record